Messenger RNA from Lactuca virosa, 612 nucleotides. Lineage: Eukaryota; Viridiplantae; Streptophyta; Magnoliopsida; Asterales; Asteraceae. The record is from the annotation of a GenBank genome assembly.
GUUUUCAUAUUUUGAUUGGUUCAGAUUUUUGGCAGUAAAGUUUAUGUUGUUGACAAUUUGGUCCCUUAGAAGAUAAGAAUGGAGCUCAUACGUGUCGUUCCCCCGCCUUCCCCCACCGGUUCUGCUUACCUUCCCCCCACCUGCUUUAGAACGCCUCAAAAACAGUUUUAAUCCUCUUCUUCAAACCUCCUCUCUGAUAUGUAACCUCUACCUGCCUCCAUUGGUCGGCCGUGUCGGCAGUCCAGCGCCUCCGACGUUCAAUCGAUGUUCCACCAGACGAGCGCUUCACUGACUCAAAAUGGAAGGAUAUAUCCACAGGUCGGCGACUAAUGGAUCGAGAACGCCUUUAAUCAUCUCACCAAGUCGAUGGUUCUUCUACUUCACAUAAUCAUCUUGCUGCACGGAACCAUCGACGGUCCAAUGGCAAGAAGACGAUUUCCAGAUGUAGAAGAGUUCUAUCAGCAGUGCGACCCUGGAAAUGGCAUGAAGCACAGAUGCCAGCUGCUAGGCCGCUCCAAAGAAACGAACACAACAGCAGCAACAAUGGCUCAAACGGAGCAGGGCAGUAGAGUACUAUUGGCCAUAUUAGAUGGUGGUGGUGGCACUGUGUGA